AUGAUGGAGAGGAUAAGAAAAGAAAUGAUUCUGAUGGAACGUGGGCUGCACAGUCCCGCUGCCGGCAAAAGGCUCGCGAAUUUGUCAGACUCCGCUGGAAAUGCGGUAUUAGAGGCCCUUGAAAAUUCUCAACACAGUGGUCGCCUCAGCCCGAGACUAACUUCCGCCUCUCUGCAUGGCACUCUCGAGGAUAUCCCCACCAAAGGCAAGUUCGAAAUAGACAGUUUGUUCAGUCCGCAUCAUCACAGCAGCGACAAUACCUCCUCAGCCGAGAUCUCGUCUUCGGAAAAUAGGAAGAAAAUCAGCCUGUAUCCAGAAGUUUCUCAAGACUCAGACAUGAACAGUGAUGUGGAGGUUGGGUGCCCAGCACAUCGCUCUCCCAGCACAAACCAACACAAGGAAAACAACAAAGGUUUUUCUGACAGUAAUUCUGGAACCUCUAACACAAGCUCAUCCUCCCUGUCCAACCUGAACCUAAACGGUAAUUCGAUAGGUUCAAGCAGUUCGAAUGCGGAUCAGGUGAGAAGGUACCGGACAGCAUUUACAAGAGAACAAAUAGGACGACUGGAGAAAGAAUUUUACAGGGAAAACUAUGUUUCGAGACCAAGAAGAUGUGAACUCGCCGCGGCUUUAAACCUGCCUGAAACUACAAUAAAGGUGUGGUUCCAAAACAGGCGGAUGAAGGACAAGAGACAGCGUCUGGCGAUGUCUUGGCCACAUCCAGCCGAUCCGAGCUUUUACACCUACAUGAUGACGCACGCAGCUGCCACCGGAAGUCUACCAUACCCUUUCCAUUCCCACAUGCCUCUGCACUAUUACCCCCAUGUGGGUGUCACGGCAGCAGCUGCUGCCGCGGCCGCAUCUGGUGCAGCUGCAUCACCUUUUGCUACCUCCAUCCGUCCACUCGAUACUUUCCGCGCACUCUCGCAUCCCUACUCGCGACCGGAGUUACUCUGUAGCUUCAGACACCCGGGACUCUACCAGUCACCCGCAGGCCUCAACAGUUCGGCCGCAGCAUCAGCAGCGGCCGCGGCGGCGGCGGCGGCUGCAGCUGUCAGUGCGCCUUCGGGCAGCGGUCCAUGCUCCUGUCUCAGUUGUCACAGUAGCCAGGCGGCCAGUGCCCUGGGCUCGAGGAGUGCCAACACAGACUUCACUUGCACAGCAGCUGGGCAAAGGUCCGAGAGUGGAUUUUUGCCUUAUUCCGCCGCUGUACUGAGCAAAACUGCGGUUGCUUCGCCAGAUCAGAGAGAGGAGACGUCGCUGAACAGAUAA
Messenger RNA from Conger conger (European conger), 1272 nucleotides. RefSeq names its product even-skipped homeobox 2 (gene evx2). Gene Ontology annotation, molecular function: DNA-binding transcription factor activity, RNA polymerase II-specific; RNA polymerase II cis-regulatory region sequence-specific DNA binding. The transcript is spliced from 3 exons. The record is from RefSeq and is a predicted model, not a curated record. Bases 1 to 1272 code for a protein of 423 amino acids. Gene Ontology annotation, cellular component: nucleus. Gene Ontology annotation, biological process: regulation of transcription by RNA polymerase II. NCBI's taxonomy places the organism in Eukaryota, Metazoa, Chordata, Actinopteri, Anguilliformes, Congridae.